AUGGACGAGGACGCGAAGAAAGUCGAUGCUGGAAAUGCAGACUACGAUGACUCCGAGGUUCGUCAAGACAAGCCGGCAAAGCGGGCGAAGAAGCAAGUGCCAAGGGGGAUGCUCUGGUGCGACCGAAGCGUCGCCACCUUGUUCUCGCUCCGGUACAAUUCCCCUCUGGCGUCCAGAUUCGACUCGAAGAACAACAGUGGCAAGCGCGUGGCGUACGUGAUGCUGGCGGUGGAGCUCAGCAUCGAAAUGCAACGUGAAUUCGUCGCAAAGCAGGUGCAAGACAAGUUUGCCAAGAUGAAAACAGAAUGGUCCGUGUCAAAGACAAGUUUGCCCAGUCCAACGGGUAACUUGUCCAAGCCUCAACUUCCAAUGCACUAUGACAUCAUGCUGGAGUACUGGGGUACCAAGGCGGGGUUCAAAAGGGAAUCCCUCAUGAGCACGGAUGAUUGUAUCGAGGAUGACAAAGUGGUCAAGCAAAAGAAAAACAAUGUGGAAAAGAAGCCCAAAGACUCAGCAGCGUCAUUGGAAGCUGGAUUUAAUUCCAUCAAGGAGAGAUUGAUGUUUUUGGGGUCAUCGCUGUCUGAUGUUCAAGCCCAAGCCGCGCCUGGUGCUACACUGGACGAUGUUUUUACUGCAAUUAAGGCCCAGUCCGAUACCAUGACGCAGCACUUAGCGCAUUUAGCAGCGCAAAAAAAAGAUUAA
Messenger RNA from Aphanomyces astaci, 702 nucleotides. RefSeq lists its product as hypothetical. Lineage: Eukaryota; Oomycota; Saprolegniomycetes; Saprolegniales; Verrucalvaceae. The transcript has 4 exons. The record is from RefSeq and is a predicted model, not a curated record. Bases 1 to 702 code for a protein of 233 amino acids.